AACCAUCCAAACCAAAGCCCUUAACAUUUCCCUUCAUCCUUUUCUUGAUUGCCCUCCUAAUUUUCACCAUCCACUACCUAAAACAACUCCAUAAUGAGUUCCACACACACCCUAAAUCAGCAAGAAACCCUAAAUGGUUUGAGGUUGUUGCACGAGAGAUGGGAGACGAGAACAUCAACAUAGGGUUUGUGAACAUGGAUGAAACAAUGAUAAAGGAUGAAGUUCACACGAGGGGGAAGACGGUAAAGGUACGGCUCAACCCAGUGGACGAGGGCAUUGAGUGGUCGGACUUGUUUCCAGAGUGGAUCAAUGAGAACUCACCUUCGAACUGCCCGGAGUUCCCUAUGCCUAAAUUCGAGGAUUAUGGGAAGUUGGAUGUUGUAGUUGCUAGGGUUCCUUGUACAGGAGAUAGUGGUAUGAGGAAUGUUUUUAGGUUGCAAGUGAAUCUAGUGGUAGCUAACUUGUUGGUAAGAAGUGGGAGGGUGGAAAAUGGGGUUAGUAGACCAGUAUUUGCUGUGUUUAUAGGCUCAUGUGGACCAAUGUGGGAGAUUUUUAGAUGUGAUGAUCUCUUGUGGCAUGAUGGCAACUCUUGGGUAUACAAACCUGAAUUGAGGAGGAUCAAACAAAAGGUGUUCAUGCCUGUGGGUAGCUGCCAACUUGCCCCUCCAUUUGCCCAAUCUGGGGAAGAAUUAUGGAGAAGGCACAGCGUGACAAGCAACAACCACAUGCCAAGAGAGGCUUAUGUUACUGUACUACAUUCUUCAGAAGCCUAUGUAUGUGGUGCAAUAGCUCUAGCCCAAAGCAUCAUUCAAUCAAACUCAACCAAAGACCUCGUCUUGCUGGCCGACGACCACAUUUCUGAAAAAUCCAUUCAGGGCCUCCGGUCAGCUGGAUGGAAAAUCAAGCGGAUCAAACGAAUAAGGAGCCCUCAUUCGAAGAAAGAUGCCUAUAAUGAGUGGAAUUACAGCAAGCUCCGGAUAUGGCAACUAAGAGAAUAUGACAAAGUCAUGUUCAUAGACUCUGAUCUCAUUGUGACAAGAAACUUAGAUGACUUCUUCAUUUACCCACAACUGUCAGCUGUUGGUAACGAUAAGCACAUUUUCAACUCAGGGUUGAUGUUAGUAGAGCCGUCUAUGUGCACGUUCAAGACCCUGAUGAAGAAAAGAUUCGUGGUGGGGUCGUAUAAUGGGGGUGAUCAGGGGUUUCUCAAUGAAGUUUUCCCCUGGUGGCACCGCCUUCCGGCCAAGCUGAAUCAGCUCAAGUUCUUUGGCUCUAAUCAUGAUUAUACACAUGAGAUACCUCAUGAUAUGUACACUAUACAUUACCUUGGUUUGAAGCCCUGGAUGUGUUAUAAAGACUAUGAUUGUAACUGGGAUAAGUUGGAAACUCAAAAAUUCGCCAGUGAUUCGGCUAAUGAGAGGUGGUGGCGUGUUUACGACACCAUGCCUAAGAAGCUGAGACAUUUUUGCUCCUUGACUCCUGCAAUGGAUGUCAGGAUCCAGAAGUACAGAAAUAGAGCAAAGAAUGCUAGUUUUCCUGAUGGACACUGGAAGAUCAAGGUUAAAGACCCUAGAAGAAAUCAAUGUGAUUCUUUCUAUUAAUAGCAAACAAAAUUUGGAAGUCAUAUAGGGAGAGGAUAGUUCUACAAGCAAAUCCUGUAGAACUACUGUAGCUGUUAAAAGUUAUUUGAUGUUUUCGAAUCCCUAAACUUCAAUGAUAGUAUUCAUCUAGAAUCAUGAUUGGAUAUUCUCAAACAAUCCUGACAAAGAUUUCUCCAGACGUUGAAGUGAAUAAAUUACCGGUUCAACUUCAGAACAUCAUUAUACAUCAUGUGCGUAAAUACAUUUACACAACCAUAAAGACCUUGAAGCAUGUCGAAAACAAGCAAGAACAGAAGCUCGACAGACGACACGACACACUUAAACAGAGAAUUACAAGAUUAAUAAAUGUAUAGUAAUAUCCAAUGCAAUUAGAAAAAUCUGUUGUAUUGACUGGUGAGAGAAUCCCUCAGAUUUGAGUAAAGGCCGAAGAGGGAAUACUGACGAAGGUUUUUAACCUCAUACCAUGAGUUGAAAACCGCCUCAUGCUUG
Molecule: messenger RNA, 2090 nt
Organism: Sesamum indicum (sesame)
Lineage: Eukaryota; Viridiplantae; Streptophyta; Magnoliopsida; Lamiales; Pedaliaceae
Gene: PGSIP4
Product: plant glycogenin-like starch initiation protein 4
Molecular function (GO): glycosyltransferase activity
Source: RefSeq, a predicted model, not a curated record